Messenger RNA from Zeugodacus cucurbitae (melon fly), 2301 nucleotides. RefSeq names its product aromatic-L-amino-acid decarboxylase (gene Tdc1). The record is from RefSeq and is a predicted model, not a curated record. Bases 374 to 2098 code for a protein of 574 amino acids. NCBI's taxonomy places the organism in Eukaryota, Metazoa, Arthropoda, Insecta, Diptera, Tephritidae. Gene Ontology annotation, biological process: amino acid metabolic process. The transcript has 4 exons. Gene Ontology annotation, molecular function: carboxy-lyase activity; pyridoxal phosphate binding.
ACGUUCAGUUGGACAAAGCUCAAGUCAUUCGUAUAAAGGAAGUGGUAAGACAUUGUUCGUACUACAAAUAAAUCGAUUUCAUAAAAAUACAACAAAGCGCAGUUAGGAAGUGAUGUCAAUGAAAAUCAACAACAUUCUAUAUUAAAAGUGCAUUUUAUAUAAAAUAACUCGUGAAUAAGAAAAAUCGCAAUAAACAUACAUUCUUCCAAACAAAAGUGCUUCAAAUUAAAGAAAUUCGACAUUCAAAGUGAAAAUAAAAAUCAAUCAAAUCGCAGAAGCGUAUCUAGUACCAAAGAACAAAUACUGAGCACAAGGCUUAAUUUCAAAGUAUUAAUAGUUUAGUAAUAAGCAUUUGACAAAACACACAGACAAAAUGAAUGCUGAGGAGUUUAGAAAAUAUGGCAAGGAUAUGGUGGAUUAUAUUUGUGAUUACGCAAAAAAUAUUGAACAACGUGACGUAGCGCCAACAUUGGAUCCAGGAUAUUUAAAAAAAUUAUUGCCAGUCAAAGCGCCAUUGAAACCUGAAAAAUUCGAAGAUGUUCUAGCUGACUUUGAGGAAAAAGUUAUGCCAGGUGUUGUGCAUUGGAAUCAUCCGAAAUUCUUCGCAUACUUUCCUUCGGGCAACUCAUUCCCUUCAAUUUUGGGUGAUAUGCUGAGCGCAGCUAUCGGUUCGAUCGGUUUCUCAUGGGCAUCCUGUCCCGCGUCUACAGAACUUGAAACCAUUGUACUUGAUUGGUAUGCGAAAGCGCUUGGAUUACCCAAAGCCUUCAUCAGUGAUCUACCAGGCAGUAGAGGUGGUGGUGCACUACAAGGAUCAGCAUCCGAAUGUACACUCGUCUGCAUGAUUACAGCACGCUCACGUGCCAUUCAAAAACUGAAAGGCGUAUGCUCAGAGAUACACGAAAGCGUUUUCCUGCCACAAUUGAUCGCAUAUGCUAGCAAGGAAGCACAUUCCUCGGUAGAGAAAGCAGCUAAAAUGGCUCUCGUAAAACUGCGGAUUAUUGAGGCUGAUGAACGUGGACGCAUGCGUGUUGAUUUGUUGCGACAGGCAAUGCAAAAUGAUGCAAACGCUGGCCUUACCCCAUUUUUCGUUGUUGCCACAGUUGGUACGACAGGAGCUUGUGCAUUUGAUAAUCUCACUGAAAUCGGUAAAGUGUGUAGAGAGCUGCCAAACGUGUGGUUCCAUGUGGAUGGCGCAUAUGCAGGCAAUUCGUUCAUUUUACCAGAAAUGCGUAAAUUCUCAGAGGGUUUAGAAUCUGCUGACUCAUUUAACACGAAUCCCAACAAAUUGCUGCUUACAAAUUUUGACGCCUCCGCAAUGUGGGUCAAGGAUGUAAUGAGUUUGAAGACCGCUUUAAACGUUAACCCUUUGUAUUUGCAACACGAACAUGAGAAAGCUAUAGACUAUCGACAUUAUGGAAUACCUUUGAGUCGUCGUUUCCGUGCGCUUAAAUUGUGGUUUGUCUUUCGAUCAUAUGGUAUCAUGGGUCUGCAGGCGUACAUACGCAAUCACAUGGCAUUGGCGAAGAAAUUCGAAAUGCUUGUGCGAAAGGAUGAUCGUUUCGAGGUGAGAAAUGAUGUAUACUUGGGAUUGGUGUGCUUCCGCAUGCGCGCAGAGGACACGUAUAAUCAAGAGCUCUUGGCACAGAUCAAUCACUCGGGCAAGAUGCACAUGAUACCGUCUAUGGUGAAUGGCAAAUAUGUGAUUCGCUUCUGCGUAACGUACGAGCAUGCGACAGAGAAGGAUAUAACCGAUGCCUGGAGUGAAAUCAAAUCCUUUGCUGAUGAUAUUCUUCGCGAUGUGCCUGCUUUAUCGCCCACUCCCGAAAAGGAGAAAGUCGUUUCGGAACCUCAACCUGUUAUUGGCAAACCACCAAUUAAAAAGAAGCUUACUCGCACCAAAUCUUUACGUUUCUCGUUCACUCGCAGUAUAUCUCGAGAAAUGUAUGAAAGUCAAAAUGAACAUCUCAAGGAUGGUUGCACACCGAUUUUGGUGGUAGACUCUAACACCAUGCUGCAAAGUUUUAUGAAAGCAACAACGGACCAAAAAAAAUUACGAGGUAUUGAAGAUGAAGAAGCCGACGAAGCUAGUAAUUAGCCAAUACGACGAACAAAUUAAAUACAAAUUAAAGCACCAAGAGGCCUAGGCGCUGGGCGCCAUUCCUUUAUAAACCCGUACACAUAUUCUAUAUGUACAUACAUACUACAUUAAAAAGCUAUUAGCCCAGUUUUAGCUCAAAUUACCUCUAAACAAUUCAAUGCUUGUAUUAUUACUGUUCGAUUCUUUAAGUGAGCAAUUAA